AUGAGCAAUACAAGAACUACGGUAAAGAAAAUGGUUAAAAAUCAUGGUAAGGCUCUCAAGAAAUCUAAGCUUGGACCUUCAAAAGCAGCUAAAAAAACCCAAGCUAAAAAAAAGUCAAAUGCUCCUCAAGGUAAAGUUGUAGGAGCUACUGAAUUGAAUUGGAAAAAAGUUGAUAUUCCUGAUACUUUGGAUGAUUAUGGUGGAUUCUACGGAUUAGAAGAAAUUGACGGUGUCGAUGUUAAAGUCGUUGAUGGGAAAGUUCAGUUUAUUGCUCGUGAUGAAACUGCCGUGAAAUCAAAGGACGAUGAAGCCAAAUCUGAACCUGAGAAUGAAGAACCAGCGCAAGAACAGGACCAGACAAAUGAAGAAGCAGAGCAAGAGCAAGAGCAAGAGCAAGAGCAAGAGCAAGAGCAAGAGCAAGAGCACAAAUCUGAAGAAGAAGAACAGGAAUCUGAUGAUGAAGAGCAGGAUCAAGAUGAAAAUCAAGAACUGAAACCCAACGUUUUCAAUUCCGAAUUGAAUUUAGAAGAUUUUUCUUCUCCAGAACUCCCAGAAUGGCAAAAAAUUGCACCUUUAUCCUUCACAGUUCUUAAUGGCUUGUCCCAACAGGGCUUCACUAAGCCAACCGAUAUUCAAAAGGAAGUCUUACCUUUAGCUCUCAAAAAUGAGGAUAUUAUGGGUAAAGCCGCCACAGGUUCGGGUAAAACUUUGGCCUACGGUAUUCCAUUGCUAGAAAGUUUGGUUCAUGAACCCGAUCACAGUAAAUCUAUCGGUUUAAUAUUUACCCCCACGAGAGAGUUAGCUCAGCAGGUUACUCAACAUCUAAAGAAAUUGGGCCAAUUGAUUAUUCAAAAAUCAAAAUUUGCCAUAUUACCGCUAACAGGUGGUCUUUCCAUUCAAAAACAGGAACGUAUUUUAAAAUAUGAAAAUAGUGCAAGAAUCGUCGUGGCAACUCCGGGAAGAUUUUUAGAGCUAAUUGAAAAGAACAUCGACUUGAUUCCACGUUUUGCUCGUAUCAAUACAUUGGUAUUGGAUGAAGCUGAUAGGUUAUUGCAAGAUGGUCAUUUUGAUGAGUUUGAAAAAAUUUUGAAACUAUUGGGUGGUGCUCGUAAGAGCUUUGACAAAACUGGUUGGCAAACAAUGAUUUUCUCUGCUACUUUCUCAUUAAGUUUAUUCAGUAAAUUGGCCACUGCGUCUUGGAAAUCGUUGAAGAAGGAUGAAGACGAAAUGGAGCAAGUCUUGAAACAUUUGAUGCAAAAGAUCCGGUUCAAAUCAAAGCCAGUCAUCGUUGAUACUAAUUCGGAGGAAAAGAUUAAAUCUCAAAUUAGAGAGUCAUUGAUAGAAUGUGGACCUAUGGAGCGUGACUUGUAUUCCUACUACUUUUUAGCAAUGUAUCCUGGUACUACCCUAAUCUUCUGCAAUUCUAUUGAUUCUGUUAAGAAAUUAUGUGCAUACUUCAACAACUUAAAAAUCGAUGCAUUCCAAAUUCACUCUUCCAUGACUCAAAAGAAUCGUCUCCGUAGUUUGGAAAGAUAUCUACAGAAAUCUGCUCAAAACGAUAGUCAGAAUAAAGCUACAGUUUUAGUUGCCAGUGACGUGGCCGCUAGAGGUCUGGAUAUCCCAGGAAUUAAACAUGUUGUGCACUACCAUUUACCAAGAACCGCGGACACCUAUAUUCAUAGGUCUGGUAGAACAGCUCGUGCUGAUAACGAAGGUGUCUCCGUAAUGAUCUGUUCACCAGAAGAAGCUAUGGGACCACUAAGAAAGCUAAGAAAGAUGUUAGCUGAUAAGAGCGCUGAAGACGAAUAUACCAAGCAUAAAAAAUGGCAGAAGGAGGUUCCUCUAUUACCGAUUGAACUGGAUAUUGUCAAUGAAUUGAAAGAGCGUGGUUCAUUAGCCAGUGAAUUGGCCGAGCAUCAAUUGGCUUUAACAUCUAUCAAUAAGCAAGAUAAUUGGAUGCAGAAAGCCGCUGAAGAUCUAGGAAUUGAUAUUGAUUCUGAUGAAGAAUUCAUGGAUUCGAACAAGAGUAAGAAACAGAAAAAAACCAUGGGCAAAGUUGAAGCCAAGCAAGCGAGAGCAUAUUUGAAUCAACUUUUGAGUCGCCCCAUUAGAAAGGACAGACGACAAAAGUAUUUGACCGGUGGAUUUGUCAAUUUAGCUGAUAAUAUAGUCAAGAAAAGAGGCCACGAAUCGAUUAUUGGUCAUGACAAAGUAGAUGCUCUCGAAACUCUCAAGAGUAAGAAAAGGAGAAAGUAG
This is a messenger RNA of Zygosaccharomyces rouxii, 2256 nucleotides long. It is a transcript of the gene MAK5, whose product is annotated as ATP-dependent RNA helicase. Bases 1 to 2256 code for a protein of 751 amino acids. Gene Ontology annotation, molecular function: nucleic acid binding; ATP binding. NCBI's taxonomy places the organism in Eukaryota, Fungi, Ascomycota, Saccharomycetes, Saccharomycetales, Saccharomycetaceae. The transcript has a single exon. Gene Ontology annotation, cellular component: nucleolus. The record is from RefSeq and is a predicted model, not a curated record.